AUGGGAACUGCUGUUCUUGAAGCUGUGACUGUGGAAUUGCCUGCAAGUGUUGUUCACAAGGAAAACAGCCAUAUCACUCCUUCUGAUCCACAGGAACUUGAUGCGGGAGCUCUCUUUGUUCUCAAAUCUAGAGGAUCAUGGUUACACAGCGGGUAUCAUUUGACGACAUCGAUAGUUGCUCCAGCACUUUUGAUUCUUCCAUUCUCGUUCAGCUUAUUAGGAUGGGUUGGUGGAAUUGUGUGUUUGGUUCUAGCUGGUCUCGUCACCUUUUAUUCAUACAACCUUUUAUCUGCUGUCUUGGAGCACCAUGCUCAGCUUGGCCGUCGCCAGCUUCGCCUCAGAGAUAUGGCCAGGGACAUUUUAGGACCACGAUGGGCCAAAUAUUACAUAGGCCCACUUCAGUUUGCUAUUUGUAUCGGUACUGUUGUUGGUGGGCCUCUUGUGGUUGGGAAAAGCCUUAAGUUUAUUUACACGCUGUACAACCCAACAGGAUCGAUGAAGCUGUAUCAAUUCAUUGCGAUAAGUGGGGUGGCCACAUUGGGGAUAGCUCAGAUUCCAUCAUUUCACUCUCUAAGGCACUUGAAUCUUCUUUCUCUUUUUCUCUGUCUGGCUUAUAGCGCUUGUGUCACAGUGGGUUCCAUAUAUAUCGGUCAUUCCAAGCACGCACCCACCAGAAACUAUUCAGUCCAAGGGAGUAGCAUAGACCAACUCCUUGGCAUCUUCAAUGGCAUUUCAAUCAUUUCCACCACUUACGCAUGUGGUAUCAUUCCUGAAAUACAGGCAACAAUAGCACCGCCAGUGAAAGGAAAGAUGUUCAAAGGACUAUGUUUAUGCUAUUCAGUGGUCGUCACAAAUUAUUUUAGCGUUGCAAUAUCAGGAUACUGGGCAUUUGGAAGUCAGAUUCAUCCAACCAUUAUUGCUAGCUUCAUGGGAGACGGAGUACACAAGCCUUUGCUUCCCAAGUGGUUUCUGUUGAUGACCAACUUAUUCAUUCUUGUCCAAGUACUAGCAGUCACCGUGAGCUAUAUGCAGCCAACAAAUGAGUUGUUUGAAUCGAUGUUUGGGGACCCGACCAAGGGAGAGUUUUCACUUAGGAAUGUUGUGCCAAGAGUGAUUUCAAGGUCAUCAUCAGUGGUGGUAGCCACACUAUUGGCUGCAAUGUUGCCAUUCUUCCAAGACAUAACGGCAAUUUUUGGUGCAUUUGCGGUCAUUCCUAUAGACUUCAUUUUGCCAAUGGUUUUCUUCAAUCUUACCUUCAAGCCCUCUAAACGUAGUCUCAUCUUUUGGGUCAACACCGUGAUAGCUUUAGCAUCCUCAGUUUUGUUUGCAAUUGGCGCAAUAGCAUCAAUUAGACAGAUGGUUCUUGAUGCCAAAACGUACAGUUUAUUUGCUGACGGAUAGAGCAACAAUAUAUACGUAUAGUUUAUCAGUCCAUAUUAUUAUUGGUUUUCAAGGUUCUGGUUUAGCAGUGGAAGGAGAGUGAUGAAGUUCAGAUUUUGUUCAACUCUUGGAGAGUCUCAGAUUUUUGGAGGGAUUUGAUCAAAGCCAGAACUUGGGGAAGCCUUCUUCACUCUACCAUUGUAACAAAUGGGUGAAAUGGAAAGAUACAGGUGCAUGAAGGGCACAUUUGAAUCAGGUUAGAUCAUAUUGAAUAACAAGGUUUUGCAAGUUUGGUUAAGGUCCGGAUAAGUGUGAGCAAGAUUGGAAUUCUUUUGGGUAAGGUUUGGCAAGCUUUUG
This is a messenger RNA of Neltuma alba, 1737 nucleotides long. Its product is annotated as GABA transporter 1-like. The record is from RefSeq and is a predicted model, not a curated record. The transcript is spliced from 7 exons. The coding region runs from base 1 to 1401 and encodes 466 amino acids. NCBI's taxonomy places the organism in Eukaryota, Viridiplantae, Streptophyta, Magnoliopsida, Fabales, Fabaceae.